UAAAAGGGCGGCCAUAUUUGAUAUUGUGUGCAGGGUUUGUGUUUAUUUCUUGUAACACCUAUGUUGGUUCAGCAGUCUUGCUGUGGAUGGUUCCUUUCAAAUUUUGAGGUAUAUGUUGGACAUGGCCAAAAGGGAGAAAGUAGUGCAGACAUAUGGAAGGCAUAGGAAUCGUGUCAUUACCACAAAUGAUCUAUGGAGCUCUGGAGAAGAACGAGGGAAAACUUUAUUCAGUAGUUCUGAGGACUCCUCUUUAUCAAUUACUGACAGAUCCAGGAAUGUAUCCUCAAGGUCAUUCAAUUCUUUCUCUAAAACAAGGUCAGUAGACAAACACAGUGCUAAUAAAGAAAACAGGAGCAGAAAGCCUAGGAGGGCAAAAGUUAAAGCUGUUGACAGGCUUUUUGCUCUCACAGACUCUGCAAACAGCUCCCAAAAUACAUCAAAUGUAGGCUGCAGGAAAGCUCUUAGAGAUCGAAAUGGAAUUUUUGACAUCAAAAGUGAUGAAAAGGUGAGCAAAAAGCCUCAAACAGAUAAAAGAAAACAACCCAGGAGGGCCAAAAGGACAGAAAACAAGAAAACCAAUGCAAAAGGCUCUUCCAAGGAACCAGCAGCAUCUAAUUUGAAAUCAGACACGAGUGACUUGAAAAUAGAAGCUUCUCAUUUUAAUUUCAGCCAGUUUGACAAUUACAGUUUGGUUUUAUCUGACUCUCCUCUAAAAGAAGGAGAAAAAAUAUCUGGUCGUGAUUCUUUAUUGAAAGAACUGAGUGGUAUAACAGUGCAGCAAACACCUGACAUUGUCACAAGGGGAAAGCCAGCAUUGAGAAGUGUCACCAGUGUUGAAACCAGCACACCAAAUAUAUACCAUAAGGCAAAGCGGACAGAUGCUGCUGGUAAAAUAAAACCUGAAGAGAUCUCAUUGAUAGAGCAUUUUGACUCGAAUCCCAACACCCCAUCCCAAGAGUCUAAGGAACAGGAAUAUGCAGAGAUAUCUGCAGGUGUCGAAAAACUUAGUCUUGGAGAUAGUUCGAAAAACAGCAAGGAUGUUCGCUCUGGCAACACUUACCAGGUUACAGACAGACAAGAGUUAACCUAUGCACUUAGAAAGUGCCAAGUAGUUUUAGACAGGUGUAAAAACCUUACACAGAAUGAUGAAUGUGAAGAUGCGAACUGUGAAAGCACAAAGGCCUGUGACACUGAUGGAAUUGGAUUGAAAAGCUGUGAAAUUAUGGUUCAGAAAAUAACAGACAGUUUUGUUACACGCAGACGGCGCCCUGCGUGCAAGAGUUCAAAUGGUAAACAUGCUAGCCUUGAUUCAAUUGUGGAGCUGUCUUUUGAUGCCUCUGCAGACUUAUUUGACACAGACACACCUAGUGAACACUCUGAUGCUGAGUUAGCAGAUCUUCCCAGUCCUAAAGGAUGCUACAUGUUACGGGGUCAAGGACCUGUGACGAGGAAUAGAAAUGUAUCCUGCGAUUCUGAAAUUAGUGCCAUUUCUGAAAUUGAAGAAGAGGAAGAGGUUGAAACAGAUGAGGAUGAGGAACUUGUUUCUGAAAAUGACGAUCAAGAGCAAGCUAGUGAUGUAGAACAGGGUGAAACUGAGGAGGAAGAAGAAGAUAGUAGUGAAGAAGAAGAUGAAGAUGAGUGCAAGGCUGAGGAAUCUGAAGGUAAUGAGGAAGAAGAGGAAGAUGCGGAGGAAGAGGAGGAUUCGGAAUCAAAAGCAGAGUCAGAUUUAGAAAAUCCUAACAACACCACUCUUUACAUGCUGAAUGACAGCCAGUACAAAACUCCCUCAGACAGUGGUUUGCUAGAGGCUGGAAUGGCCAGCAUGUCCUACCAUACUGCAGAAGGCAUGGCAGAGAUGUCUGUAGACAACAGUAAGACAGAUGCUCACUUGCUGUCUCUCAGUGGACACAUUAAUAGCCUGUGUCGAUCCUUUAAGGAAGUCCUUACUCCAUCCAAGUCAAAGAACAUUCCUCAGCUGACUCCGGAAGAGAAAGUUUUGCUCCAGUGUGAGCAAGACAAUGUGAUAUCAUUUAGUAAAUGUAUUCCAUCAAGUAUGAUGAACAAGUGUACGAAGAUUGGAGAGGGAGUUUAUGGAGAAGUUUUCAGAACUGUGGUUAAUAAGAAAUCUGUGGCAUUAAAGAUCAUUCCUAUUGAGGGUGAUUUCCCUGUGAAUGAUGAACCACAGAAGACCUAUGAAGAAAUUUUACCAGAAAUCAUGAUCUCAAGAGAGCUGAGUGCAAUGAAGGAUAGCCAAAAAAGUUGUACUGAAAACUAUGUGGAGGUUAGAAGGGUGUCCCUUGUGAAAGGCCAGUAUCCUGCUGCUCUGCUUAAACAAUGGGACAUCUAUGACAAAGCAAAACGCUCUGAGAAUGACAGGCCAGACAUAUUUGGCAAUAAUCAGUUAUUCAUUGUGUUUGAAUUUGCGGAUGGAGGCUGUGCACUAGAGGGUUUCAAGUUUGAGAGCAUCUUGGAAGCCAAGAGUGUCCUGCACCAGGUUGUGUGUGCCUUGGCUGUGGCAGAGGCUGAGCUGGAGUUUGAACACAGAGAUCUACACUGGGGGAAUGUGCUGGUGAAAAGGACUAACCAGGAGACUCUACAGUAUAAGCUGAAUGGUGAACUUUGUGAGAUCAAGGUCCAUGGUGUUACUGUCAGCAUCAUAGAUUUUACACUUUCCAGACUUAAGAAAGAUGGCUGCACCAUUUUCACAGACUUGUCUGUUGAUAAGACACUGUUUGAAGGGGAGGGAGAUUACCAGUUUGAGGUCUACAGGUUGAUGAAGCAGGAAAACCAAGACAAUUGGGAGCAGCACCACCCAUUCACCAAUGUCCUUUGGAUCAACUACUUGACUGAUAAACUAAUACAUGAAACUAGAUACCCUGGCAAUGAUUCUCAGCACAGGGCUUUGCUCAGAGACAUGAAGGCCUUUUACAAGGACAUUCUAACAUACAGGAGCGCUGUACACAUGCUGACAGAUUGCCAGUAUUUGAAGUGUUGAUAUAUGCAGAGGGCAGCACUUCAAAGAUUUUGCUUUCUCAAAAGAUGUUUAAUAAAACGUUGACAGCGGAAGAAGUAAUUAGGCUUAAUAAUGCAUUUUAUUCAUGAACAGUUCAUACCAAUGUUUUAUGAAAUGUUAUCAUAGAUAGAUCAAUGGUUAUCAUAUUUUUAUUUACGUUUAUUUAUUUAUUGACCUUGGAUGUUUUCAGCAAAAACUGAAAUAGAUUUAUUUGAAAUAAGCAUUUUAAUCUUAAAGAAAACUGAAUCAUUGUCAUGUUUAAAAUACUAGUGAAA
Lingula anatina is the source of this 3288-nucleotide messenger RNA. RefSeq lists its product as uncharacterized. Lineage: Eukaryota; Metazoa; Brachiopoda; Lingulata; Lingulida; Lingulidae. The record is from RefSeq and is a predicted model, not a curated record. Gene Ontology annotation, molecular function: histone H3T3 kinase activity; ATP binding. Gene Ontology annotation, biological process: protein phosphorylation; mitotic cell cycle; intracellular signal transduction. Gene Ontology annotation, cellular component: nucleus; cytoplasm.